AUGUCAAGAUUAAAUAAAAAUAAAAAUACUUCAACACAAAAUAAUGUAUCAAAUAAUUUAAAUGGAUUAAAUAUAAUUUCAGAAAUACCGUUACAAGAUAUUGAUGACGAGAUUAAAGACAAAAUAUGGAAAGGUGAACUAUUGUCAGAAGAAGCUAGAAAUAUAUUAGAUCAUGUAACGAGUAAAAUAAAGAAUGAACAGUUAGAAGCAAUAUUAAAGAGCCUUAGAUCCAUAUCUAUACCCGAGUUUGACCCUGAACCAUUCGAGCAGGUCGAUUCUAAUCAGGAGGAAGAGGAAAGAAAAAAGAAAUUAAAAUUAUUGAAACAACAACAACAAAAGCAAAAAAAGAAAGGUGGUAGAAAGAAAAAAGGUGCAAGUAAAAAGAAGAUAAUUGAAAGUGAUGAUGAUGAAGAUGUCGAUCAAGACGAAGACGAAGAAGAAAAAGAGGAUGAAAUUGAAAAAGAAGAUCAACAACAACAACAACAAUUAAAAAAUGAAAUUAAAUAUUACAGAAAUGGUAAAGAAGAGAUUAAUAACGAUUUCAAAGAGUUUUUGCAAAAUAAUCAAAUUUCAAGUGAACAUUUAAUUGUAUUUUUAUACUGGAUAAUUAAUACAACAUCAGUAAAGAAUCAAGAACAAAGGUUUAAUGCUGCUUCUAUAUAUGUCCGUAUGAUUACAUUGGAAAGAAAGUUGUUCCAUCCAUUUGCUUUUCGUUCAGUAAUGAAGUUGCUUUAUGUUAAAAGUCCCAAUACAUUGGUCAUUAGUGAGAACAAAUCUGGUAAGAGUAAAGGAAAAGGGAAAGAAAAAGAUGGUGAUACUGAAAUGGAAGAGGAUGAACAAGAAGAAACUGGUACUGCUGAUGAAAAUGAUGAAAUGGAAGAAGAUGAACAAGAGGAAGAUGGAGGCUCUAAAUCAAAAACUCAGAAUAAUGAAAAAAUUUGGUUUAAAAAGUGUGGUUUACUAUUACAAGAUUUAUCAUGGUCAUUUUAUAGAUUUGAUUUUUCAAAUCAUAAUGAACCAUUAUGUAAUGCAAUAGAAUCAAUUACCCAAUUGGCACGUACUCAGAAUUUUAAAAAACCAAAAGCAAAAGGAAAGAGGACUGCAGCAAGUGAUUCAAAUGAAAUUGAAGUUAUUAAGUUGGCAUUCGAAGCAUUAUCAGUACUUGUUGAAGAGAAUAGACAUGCUCCUUUGCCGGUUGUGCUUUCAAUACUCUUAAAAGAAUUUCUACCAACUCUUUCAAUGAAUCCUGGUACAAAUAUUCCACCACAAGUUCCAAAAUCAUUAAUUUUUGAUCGUGACUUGGUUUUAGAAUUUAUUUUUAGCAAAUUAAUUCCAAAUAGAAAUACUCAUGACCACAUUUAUAUUUUAAUUCAACAUAUUUGUAUGAAAGUAUUGGACCGUUCAGAAUACAAGACCCAAACUGUUACUAGUGUAUCCAAACUAUUAACUCAUCUCUACUCUCAUCAAAGAUUUAUGGACAAUUUUUUCAUCACUUAUUCAAAAAAUGUUAAAUCUCACUUUAGAUCAUUCUCUGUCGAGGUAUCUUUGGCUUUGCUCCACAAUUUUAAAAUUUUCAAAGAUAUAUUUGGUGAUACACUUAAAGAAGAUUUAUUGAUACAACAGCUGUUAGGUAUUCUAGUUGAUAGAUCAUCUGACAAAGUUUCAGUAGUACGUUCAAAAGCCUUAAUAUGCUUAUCAACUCUUUUGGAGGAUUCCGAAGAUCAAUCUGAAGAUUCAGAAAUUAUCAAAUUAAUCAAAAAUCAUUUAAAUAAGGUUUUCAUAUUAGAUCACAAUGGUAAUAAUACUCAAAUUGAUUCAGAUGAUGAAAAUGAUAAUGUCAGAAAUAGUAAUAAGAAAAAACCAUCUUUAUUAUCAUUCCUUUCAAAAAGAUCCCAAGAUGAAAAGGCUCAAGUUAGAAAAUCUGCACUUCAAGUAUUAGAUGUUAUUUGUAGUCAAAGUGGUGCAACCAAACCAAUUUUAAACAUUUUAUUAAAGAGUUCACAAGAUUCAUCACCAUUAGUACGUAAACAAGUUAUUAUUACUCUCUCAAAACUACUCUUAACUUUUCCAAAAGAUCUUGUUUUAGUUGAUACUUGGAGAAAAGCAGUUAUUCCAUUAAUUACCGAUAGAGAACAAACCAUAGUCGAUAAAUCUUUAGACUCCAUAAAUGAAAUUUUAUUCAAUUCAAUUUUAAAUCCACAAAGUAAUGAAUUUAUUUGGGUAUUAUUACAUGAUAUUAGUGUCGAAAUGAAACCAUAUUUACAUAAAAUUUGUAAUUUAAUGUCAUCAAAAAAACUAAUUACACCACAAAUUAUUAAAUCAAUUCAAUCAAUUAUUAAAUCAUCAAAAGAAGAUAAUAUUAUUGGCGGAUGGACCUUAUUUUCAGAGAUUGCAUAUUGUUGUCCAGAGAAAUUGGAUCAACAUUUAAUCAUUGGUGCAUGGAAUAAAUAUAAAGAUUCAGUCAAUGAAAAAGGUUUAUCAGAUUCCAAACAUGAAGACAGAGUAACAUUAUUGUCUUGUAUACUAUUGGUAAUUGAAACAAUAUGUCCAUUGCUUUCAAUUGAAAAUUCAAAAUUACUUUUCAAUGAAAUCUAUGCCAAAAUUAAACAAUUCGCUUAUGAACCAAUCAUCACUCAAUUACUUUUAAAUAUUCUAGUCAAAUUAACUCAUAAAACAUUUAAAGAUAACAAAAGUCAAUUUCAAACUGCAAUUGCCGAAUGGACAAAGAAAAUAUUACAAAUUUGUGAUGAAAGAUUAUCAUUGUACGCCUUACCAAAUAUCAAUAUCAAAGGUAGCUCCCUAGACGAAAAGCAAGAGGAGGAACAAGUAGAUAACGAAGAAAAAUUAGGUUUAUAUUUAUUUACAAUUGGUGAAAUUAUUCAAAUACCACAAGCUAAAAUUCCAACACGUUUAAAAACUGUUGUACAGGCUUUAAUUGCACCAAAACUUACAACCAUCUCAAAUAAUAAUGAUUUCAGUGAUUUGAUGGUAACUGAGGAUGAUAGAACAAUUCCAGUUUCAAUUAGGGCCCAUGCUUUCAUUACAUUAGGUAAACUUUGUUUAGGUGAUGACAGAUUGGCAAAGAAGUGUAUUGCAACCUUUGCAAAAGAAUUAGAGAUAUCUGACUCUCCAAUCAUUAGAAAUAAUGUUAUGGUUGUAAUGUGUGACCUUUGUAUUCGUUACACCCAAUUGGUUGAUAACUAUAUUCCAAACAUUGCCAUGUGUCUUAGAGAUCCAAGUGAAAUGGUACGUAGACAAACAUUAGUGCUCUUAACACGUCUUUUACAAGAAGAUUAUGUCAAAUGGAAAGGAUCAUUAUUCUUUAGAUUUGUUGAGGCACUUGUUGAUCCCUCACCAAUUGUUAAGCAAUUUGCAAAUUAUUGCUUAAUGAAUGUUUUACAAGUUAAAUAUGGUAGUAAUGGUGGUGCUGCAUCGGCCACAUCCUCUGCGUCCAAUACCUCCACAGCAAACUCAAAUCACCAUGGAAAUGUAUUUUUCACUCACUUCCUCGAAUCAAUUUUUGUUUUAAAUAAUUGCAAAGCUCACCCAAAUUACAAUCAAAUCUCUGCCAAUCCAACCUUUUCAUUAUCAUUAGGUGGUGCAAAAAAUAAUAAUGGUGAAGCUUUUCAACUUUCUGGUUCUGACAAUUUUUCAAAGAGAAUGCAAAUCUAUUCAACCUUUUUAAACAACAUGCGUGACGAACAUAAAUUCCAAUUGAUGAGUAGACUAUGCCACGAAAUUUUAUCAGAGAUUUCUGAAGAGCGUUUCAAUCUUGAAGAUUGCAAUGGUGUCAUUCACGAUACACUUUCGAUAUUGGCAUGUAAAGAAAUUAAACUAGCACUCCACCAAUCAAAAUCUACCGAGGAAGAUGACCUUACACCAAAAGAAGUUGCCGAGGAAGCCGCAAAGAGUAAAUUAUUAACAAAUAUCUUCAAAAAGAAUGUUAUUGAAAAUAUUGUACCAAUUGUUAUUGAACUUAAACAUUUAUUAGAAAAGAAGAGAUCCAAGCAUUUGAAAUUGGUAAUGGUAUAUCUCAAAGAGUUACUUAAAGACUACAAAAAAGAAAUGACAGAAUACCUUUCAAACAAUCGUCAACUAGAGAAAGAAAUUGAAUUUGAUAUGAGAAAUCUUAACAAUCAAAAUAGAAAACCACAAUUUCAAUCACCUUCUAAAUUACCAGUUAGAACUCCGGCUAAACGUUUAUCUAUUAUACCAAAUCAAAACUCACCAUCUGUAAAUAAUACUAACCUCCAAACACCCGCCAAAAUCGAUAAAACCAAUUUCGCAGUUCCACCAAGCAGAGUUAAAUUACCUGGCUCAGCAGUUCGUACACCAAUUUCAAAACCAUUCGCCCAAGGUCUUAGACUUUCUUUCACUCCAUCCAAAACCCCAUUAACUGGUCAAUCAUCUCUUACCUCUCAAUUUUUAAAUGAAUCAAAUAAUAUGAAUAGUGGUGGCAGUGCAAAUAAAAUUCCAAUGAAUAGUUUAUUUAACCAACCUCAAACACCAAAAUCAAUUUUAAAACCAUCAAUGAGACACAGUAUUGGUGGUAUACCAUUAUCAUCAUUAUCAUCAUCAGCUAUUUCACCCUCACCAUAUAAAUCAAAUAAUAAUAAUAACAAUAACUCUAAUAAUACUACACCACCAUCAACAACUCCAAUUAAAAUGGCACCACUUGGAAAAAAUAUAGUUUUACCAAAUAUUGAAACCACACCCAGCAAAUGGAAUAUUAAAAGUGAUAUUAUUGACGAAAAAUCAAGUGAUAAGAUUAUAGAUAGUGAUAAUGAAGAGGAAGAUAAAGAAAACAUUGAAGAGAAUAUAACCAUUAAAUCAAAAAGAGGAAGACCAUCAAGAAAACAAAACCUUAUCGAUAAUGACGAUGAAACACCAAAAGAAGAGGAGCCAUCAAAAGUAUCUAAAUCUAGGGGUAGAAUAUCCAAAAAACAAAACAUUGAAAAUAGUGAUAGUGAACAGAAAGAGGAAGAACAAGAGGAAGAAACCCCAAAGGUAUCUAAAUCUAGAGGCAAAUCAUCAAAAUCAACUGUAAAUAAAUCAAAUACAACACCAGCAUCAACAUCAACCAGUAGAUCGACUAGAAAUAGAAAACCAAUUUUUAAUUUAGAACCAAUCGAAAAUAAUAAUAGUAAUGACGAUGAAAACUCUGACUUUGAUGAAAAAAUUAAACAAUCCAAAAAAAGAACAAAAACCUCAAAUGUAAAUACUGGCACAACUACAACCACAAGAGGCAGAAAAAAAAAUAAAUAA
This is a messenger RNA of Dictyostelium purpureum, 5265 nucleotides long. RefSeq lists its product as uncharacterized. The coding region runs from base 1 to 5265 and encodes 1754 amino acids. Lineage: Eukaryota; Evosea; Eumycetozoa; Dictyosteliales; Dictyosteliaceae. The record is from RefSeq and is a predicted model, not a curated record. Gene Ontology annotation, molecular function: histone binding. The transcript has 2 exons. Gene Ontology annotation, cellular component: condensed chromosome, centromeric region. Gene Ontology annotation, biological process: mitotic chromosome condensation; meiotic chromosome condensation.